Messenger RNA from Pipistrellus kuhlii (Kuhl's pipistrelle), 1570 nucleotides. It is a transcript of the gene TNFRSF17, whose product is annotated as TNF receptor superfamily member 17. Bases 812 to 1345 code for a protein of 177 amino acids. The record is from RefSeq and is a predicted model, not a curated record. The transcript has 5 exons. Gene Ontology annotation, molecular function: signaling receptor activity. Gene Ontology annotation, biological process: tumor necrosis factor-mediated signaling pathway. Lineage: Eukaryota; Metazoa; Chordata; Mammalia; Chiroptera; Vespertilionidae.
UGAGUGUGGCUCCGCCUGCAGUCGGAGUGUCUGAGGUGACAACUCCGUGUGUUUCCGUGAGGCUUGGGGAGCAACCUGGCGACAUUUUGGCCUCUCUCCUUUCACAAAAGACAUCGAGCAGGCUCCGGGAGGCGGAAGAGGAGGCCUGUCCAUGCACCCAGCGAGGCCACCCGCUCUCCGUGGACCCUGCCUUUGGGCAGGCCCCGAGGGGCAUGAGGAGAGCUGGGAGUUCUGGCCCCGCCACCCACCUGUCUGUCUGGUGACUUUGGGGGGAACCACUGACGCUGCCCAGCCAGCCUCCUCCAACGCGAAGGUGGCGGGAACCUCUCCACCGCUGGCGAGAAUUCCGUGGCAUCAGGCGCGGGAAACACCACGCGCGUCGUUAAACGGUGGGGGGCCCCGAGCGAGGAGCCAGAGCCUGAGGUGGGAGAGAGUGGAAGGAAGGGAUGGUGAGAAAGACAGAGAGAAACCCUGGCCGGGAACCAAACCCACGACCCUGGAAGGACCAAUGUUCUAACACGGGACAAGGUACGACUUGCCCUUGAUAUUGACGUGCCAUCUCGUACCCCACCCAAGCCUCAAACUACGAAAGGGGAAUGAGAAUUGGUAUUCAAAUCCUUGGCCACAGUACAGAAAAGCAUCCCCUAUAAGCCCAGAGCCAUCGAGGUGAACUUCUUUUAUUUCCUCGAAGUUGUUGGACAUUGUAGCUGCUCUCCUUCCACUGGCUGGGGAAUUCUCGAAGAGAAUCUACUUGUCUUUCCAUGCGGUUCUCUUUGUGGUUUUUUUGUUUCUUUUUGUGAUCAAGUUCCAGAUGGCUCAGCAGUGCCUCCAAAAUGAAUAUUUUGACAGAUUGCUGAAUGCUUGCAAAUCGUGUCACCUUCGGUGUUCUAAUACCCCUCCUCUCAUAUGUCAGCGUUUCUGCAAUACAAUGAAAGGAACAAAUACCACUCUCUGGACCUGUUUGGGCCUGAGCUUGCUGUUGUCUUUGACAAUUUUCGUGCUGAUGAUCUUGCUAAGGAAGAUGAGCUCUGAACCUUCAAAGGACGAAUUUAGAAGCACAGGAUCACCUCUUCGGAACGAGGUGAAUGCUGACCUGGGUGGUAAAGAAGAUAGCAGGACCGGUGAGGAAAUUCUUUCCAGAAGCCUGGAGUACACUGUAGAAGACUGUACCUGUGAAGACUGUGUCAAGAGCCAACCAAAGGUCGACUCUGACCAUUUCUUUCCGCUCCCAGCAAUGGAGGAAGGCGCAACCAUCCUUGUCACCACAAAAACGAACGACUACUGCAGUGGCCUGCUAGCUAUUGAGAGUCUCACAAGGAUGGAGAAAUCCAUUUCCACCAGAUAAUUAACCAUUUUGAGCGAUGCAGAGCUACUUUGAGAAUCUUUUGUCAGAGGAAAGGAUGGUUUAUCAGGCCUCUUUAGGAUGGUUAUGAGUGGCCCAUAGAGCUUUCUGUCCUCUAAUUCUAGAAAAUCAUUGUGUUAGAUAUAUUUCUCUGUCUUACUGUUGGGAGCUUAACCGUGGAAACGUCAUUGGUUUUGAUGAUUAAAUUCUUGACUCACUGAAAAAAAA